ACUACUAGUAGUAUAGCGUAAAUGAAUUGAAAGCUAUCCAAACAAAACAAAAGAAACCACCGAACAAAAAGAAAAGAGAGGGCUUUUUCUCUGGGAUUCGACGACCGUAAUCGAACGGCGAUGGGUAGCCAGCAUCGUCGCCGUCUUGCCAUCGCGGCGGUGCCGGUACUCCUAUUACUCGUGGUUGUCAGCGAGCUGUCAGAUUCAGCCGGCGCUGCGAAUUCGGUAUCGGCUUUCGUUCAGAACGCCAUCUUGUCCAACAAGAUUGUCAUCUUCUCCAAGUCCUACUGCCCGUAUUGCUUGCGUUCGAAACGUAUUUUCAGCGAACUUAAGGAGCAGCCAUUUGUUGUGGAGCUUGAUCAGAGAGAGGACGGAGAUCAAAUCCAGUACGAGCUUCUGGAAUUCGUUGGUCGCCGAACUGUCCCGCAAGUUUUUGUAAACGGCAAGCACAUUGGUGGAUCAGAUGAUCUUGGAGCUGCUGUGGAGAAUGGUCAGUUGCAAAAGCUUCUUGCUGCAAGUUGAUUUUGAGGAGCUGGAAAGUGGGAUUAGUGUGAUUUUACAGGAAUAGGAAUCUUUGGUGCUAGUUUUAGACUGAAUAAAAUGAUCUGGUAUGUGUCUUGUUGACUGGCUUGAUUGUUCCACCUUAUAUAAGAGUUUAUGAUGGCGUUGAUAAUA
Messenger RNA from Eutrema salsugineum, 675 nucleotides. RefSeq names its product glutaredoxin-C3. The transcript has 4 exons. Lineage: Eukaryota; Viridiplantae; Streptophyta; Magnoliopsida; Brassicales; Brassicaceae. The record is from RefSeq and is a predicted model, not a curated record. The coding region runs from base 121 to 522 and encodes 133 amino acids. Gene Ontology annotation, biological process: cellular response to oxidative stress. Gene Ontology annotation, cellular component: cytoplasm. Gene Ontology annotation, molecular function: glutathione disulfide oxidoreductase activity.